Numida meleagris (helmeted guineafowl) is the source of this 1671-nucleotide messenger RNA. RefSeq names its product TATA-box binding protein associated factor 9b (gene TAF9B). Gene Ontology annotation, biological process: RNA polymerase II preinitiation complex assembly; DNA-templated transcription initiation. The record is from RefSeq and is a predicted model, not a curated record. Gene Ontology annotation, molecular function: RNA polymerase II general transcription initiation factor activity; protein heterodimerization activity; transcription coactivator activity. NCBI's taxonomy places the organism in Eukaryota, Metazoa, Chordata, Aves, Galliformes, Numididae. Bases 93 to 860 code for a protein of 255 amino acids. Gene Ontology annotation, cellular component: transcription factor TFIID complex; SAGA complex. The transcript is spliced from 7 exons.
UGGCAACGCCCUCCGCACUUCCGGCCGCCGUAGCGGUGCUCCCGCCCCCUGAUGACGAAACCGGAAGUAGCCUCCCCGGGGAGGCGGAAGCGAUGGAGCCGGCGAAGAUGGCGUCUCCCAAGAGCGCUCCCAAAGACGCGCAGGUGAUGGCGCAGAUCCUGAAGGACAUGGGUAUCACGGAGUACGAGCCGCGCGUCAUCAACCAGAUGCUGGAGUUCGCCUACAGGUACGUGACCACUAUCCUGGAGGACGCGAAGAUUUACUCCAGCCACGCCAAGAAGUCCAGCGUGGACGCGGACGACGUGCGGUUGGCGAUCCAGUGCCGCACGGAUCAGUCCUUCACGUCCCCUCCGCCCCGCGAUUUCCUGUUGGACAUCGCCAGGCAGAAGAACCAGACGCCGCUGCCGCUGAUCAAACCUUACUCCGGGCCCAGGCUGCCCCCUGACAGAUACUGCCUGACAGCGCCCAACUACCGCCUGAAGUCCCUGCAGAAGAAGGUCGCGUCCUCUGCAGGAAGAAUCACAGUCCCUCGCCUGAGCGUCGGAGCUGUGAGCAGCAGGCCCAGCACACCCACCCUAGGAACACCUUCAGCACAAACAGUGUCUGUUUCAACAAAAGUGGGCACCCCGGUGUCGCUGACGGGGCAGAGGUUCACCGUGCAGAUCCCCUCGUCGCAGGCAGCAGUCAAGACAGCCACACCAACUACUCCAACAGUUCAGAAUGUUCUGAUUAAUCCUUCAUUAAUUGGACCAAAGAACAUUCUUAUUACUACAAAUAUGGUAUCAUCACAGAACGCAGCGAGUGACUCGAAUCCCUUGAAAAGGAAGCACGAAGACGAUGAUGAUUAUGAUACUUUGUGAAGAAACUGCCCCAUCCCCUCCUGUUCCUCAGUGAUUCAUAUUGAGUCUGAAAGGAUUUUUUUUUUCCCUAAGUUUUCAUUGUAAACUGCGUGGUCGCAUGUCAGUACUGGGGUAGGGUGCAGCUGGGUGGAUGCUGAGGAGAUGGUCGACCUGUGGAAAAACUAAAAAGCAAUUCACAUUUUCAUCUGGUCUCUGAUGGCUUUUGAACUUUCCAGCAGUGCUGACUGUGACGCAGGAGUCCAGCCCUCACCUCUCUUCUGUUGCCUUAUUUCAAGGAGAAAACAGCCCGUGUCCCUGCAGCCUGCUGAGCUGGAUGCUCCCAGUACUGCUCUGUGCCAAAAACCCACAACUUUUAGACAGUGGGGUGGUAUAGAAGACAACAGCUAAAUAAUUUCGUAUUCAAUAAUAAAGUCCUAGAUGAGAAAGGAAGUAUCUUGGCUACUUUUUUAUCCCCCCAAAAUGCAUUUAAGUGUUGUAGAUUGCACAAGUUGUAGACAUGGCUGGUCUAGUGAUCUCUUAACAAUAGAAAUACAGGCAAGAAGAGGAAGGGCAGGAGGGAGCAGCUGCCCCCAUUCCUGUUCUGUGUAUUUCCAGAGCUGUGCAGCAGCUGGCACUUCCUGGAGCUUAUGAUGUGUUACAUGUGCACUGAGGAGAGCAGUGCUGUCCUCAUGGCAAACCAGGUGAGGCUGAGGGGGGGGGACACAUUGUUCUGCCCUCAACUUCAGGUGUUUGAUGUGGGGCUUCAUGCACUGGGAGAUGCUCAUGUUGUGUACUAAGAUCCCAGGAAUGCUGUAAUAAAUAACUAGUUACA